This is a messenger RNA of Anneissia japonica, 5199 nucleotides long. Its product is annotated as G-protein coupled receptor 15-like. The record is from RefSeq and is a predicted model, not a curated record. The coding region runs from base 3244 to 4533 and encodes 429 amino acids. Gene Ontology annotation, cellular component: plasma membrane. The transcript has 4 exons. NCBI's taxonomy places the organism in Eukaryota, Metazoa, Echinodermata, Crinoidea, Comatulida, Comatulidae. Gene Ontology annotation, biological process: G protein-coupled receptor signaling pathway. Gene Ontology annotation, molecular function: G protein-coupled receptor activity.
UAUAAUAUAUAUAUAUUAAAUAAAACCAUAUAACGUAACAAUAUCUUUCUGAUGUUUUCUCCAUUUUGAUGAAUCUUUAUUACAAAAGUUGCCAUCAAUUAUCUGUUCAUUGAAUCUGAACGAUUUACGUUAAUAACAUAAAAGCAAUCGUCAAUACCACAGCUUUGAGUAAUCUUCCCGCGUAUUCCCUCGAGGAUAAAUAACAUUUAACUAAUUCGUUUUGGGGCUCAUAAGGUCCUGACAAUCGACAGAAAACUAGACCAGUGAUAGGCAUCGCCAAACAAUUACACAGUAUGAUAUAUGUAAAACUCAGAGGAUGGUGAUGAAGACAUAUUAUCAGCCACCUUGUACUGAUGAUCGGUUCGAUAUCUCCGCCUGUAAAAUAAUCUUCUGCAUUGCAGCAAGCCAGGCACAGAGGAAGGCCACCGAAUCUUCAUGCUUCCAGUCGCUGUGAACUUUGAAACACGUUAUUACUAUACAGACAGCCUGAUGUAGAAAAAGUACCUUUUUAUAUCAAUGUGGCGAGAGAUUUCUUGGUUAGAAAAGAAACACGGAGGUAAAUGUAAGUACUGUAUUUGCCUGGCAAUGAUACAUGGGUUAGAGCCCAAUAACACUAGUCACGUUAACUUUCUAGACGUUAUAAAAAAUGUAUGAUUUUUCGGAAUAUACUGUAUUAUUACAUCUGGAGUUGAGCUACUUUGAUCACAGUAAACUAAUAAUAGGCCUAACUAAACUAGAUUUUUGCCUAUAAAACGGUAAUGUGUUGCUGUCUUAAGAGCCGUGAAGUAUUCCGAAUAUUACGUAUAAAUUACAUAAUGCUGAUGGAUUAUUAACUCAUACCGUAAUAAAUUAUGUUAAUUUAAUGAUUAUAUUUAUGAAAAUGUUUAAUAUAGGCCUAUUCCGUUAUCGCGGACUUGAGUGGGGCGUGAGGGGCUGGCGUACGCACCCCCUUAUUUAUUGUAAAACAUGCUGUAAAGCUUAUUAGAAAAUGUCCAUGCUAAAUAGUAAAGUUACAACCUCAAAGGUGCCAGACCUUCAAGAAGGAUCCGUCCUCUUGCACUCCUACCAAGGGCUACCUGCUCUCACAUUCACACCCCCACCCUUUCUUAGCAGGUUGGAUCUGCACCACACCAUCUAAUUUUCUGUAAUACUGUAUUCGAUCCAUCACUGCAGGAGUACAAAAAUCAACCUCAUAUCAAGAUUAAAUUAUAAUCAUGUGGACAUGGGAUUACUCGGACUGAAACGGAAUGCUUGAUCGUUUGGUCUACGUGAUACCAAAGGGAAAUCAUAAGAAUACAACCAGAUGACAUAAUUCAAUUUAAAAAGCGCAGACGAUUAAAGAUAAACGGCAAUGAACAAGCGGUAAUUGAAUUAUGGAUAACAUUCGCGGGCUAUUAUCGACGCAUUCAUUUUUUAUUUUAGGUUGGUUUAUUUUCUAAUCCAACUAUAACCUCAUUUAAAUGAGCAUAGGCUCGUUGCAGGGUUGUAGGGUUACUCUAUAAAUUGAAAAAAAUGAAACAUCUGGUAAUUAACUGAUUUUUUCGACCAAUUUCUUAAUAAUGUAUUUUAUAGUCUUAUGUUAAUGUAAUUAUAAUUGUUUAUUGUUGAACUAGGCCUACUAUAUUUACUUGACAAUUUCAUUUGUAAUAUUAUUGGUUAAGGGUCUUGUUUUUAGUGACCAUGUUUAUAUUAUGUGGCCCCGUUAUUUGUUUUCUCCUAGAAAUGGUAAUGUAAGCUCAAGCAAGUUCAGAAAAUAUAUAAUCUGUUUCAGGAAAAAAAAAAUGAUUUUGACCGCUUUGUGCCAAAAUUCAGUCAGGCAAACAUGAUUGCCUCUGGCAGUUCUAGGCCUACGUCAAAGCUCGCAAAAAUAACAUCACCGUAAACAUUGUAAAACAGAUAGCCGUUAGUUAAUAAUUAUUAAAAAUAGCAUAUUAUAACUUCAGUAUUUCUAUAGAGUGUAGCAUUACGCUAGCCCCUUCCAAUUUGUUUUCCACUUUCAAUAAAAAUAGGCCUACCUUUAGUUUAGUACUAGUAGGCCUGGUUGUUUCUUUUUGUUUAUGACAUCAAGAAGCCGCCAUGAUGCUUUUAACGUCACAUAGGCCUACAUCUAAAGUGGAAAGCCAAGUUAAAAUAAAUUAACAGACAUUUUAACAGUUAAGAAGUACAGUAACAUUAUGCUAAAGUAAAACACCCUUUUCUAAGCGGAUCAUUGAUGGCUAAGCUAUAAUAUGACGAUCUUUUCAUUGUACUCCACGAGAAGCCUCUUGUAAGUUACUAUGUCUAUACAAAAUAUACAGACAAACUUUUUUUUUUAGAUUUGGGGCCCUAAUUACCUGUUUUUUUUUUGUUUUUUUUUUAAUAAGAUGCAUUUACAAAAGCAGAAAAAAAUAUUACGGUACAAUUUGUUGGCCAUGAGUUUGUCUUUUUGAAGGCCCCUAUGCAUUCUUAGGAUAUUUGAAUGUUGUCUUUUUUAAGUCUUAUGAAUUUAUAUAGCGAAUAACAUCACCUUUUCUUCAUGUGUGUUCAUGUGGUUCGUAGCUAUUGAUUGACGUGAUUAUCUCCGUAUCGUGUCAUGGGAAAUUGCGAUUUAUUAGUUAGUUAUUGAAUCACUCUCUGUCAUUUAUCCGGUCCGAUAGUCCUUAAAAAAAUGUUGUUAACAUCACCACUUGCUUUACGGACCUAAAUAAAAAAAAAAUCAUCCAAACGUAUCACGUUCUCUUUGGGAAAAACGAAAGAAAUAUACUACCGAGCAAUCUAAAAAUGACGUGUCGAGGUCGUUCGGACCUCGAGGCAUGCCCUCAGUAGAUAUAAUAUAGGCUUAGAGGCUAUCAGUACUUUCCGAGAAGACUAUCGACAAAGAAUGACACAUUAAGAAAUAAUAUUCAACUUGUUAUGAAUUUCCUGAAUGACAAAAUCGAAGGCUUAUUGAACGAAUUUAAUUGGUUAUAGUCGCUCCCUUCAUAUCGGCUGAAACUUAGCACGCACAGAAGAAGGAAUUCGUUUAAGCAUCAAGUGUGCUCACAGCAGUGCACCAGGCACCUGGAUCAGUAAAGUAGCUAAGUGGAGCAAGCACAAUAGGCCUAUAUUAAGCCUGGAAUCAUCAUCGACCAAGAAAAUUAUUAUUGUACAGCAGUCUACACUGUUACUGGGAGGUGAAAGCGGCCCUGCAAAAAAUGACCCCUGGAUGAACGGCCCAGCAAAAAUUGGCAACACAAAAAGUGGCCCCAAAUGGGAGAAAAUUAAAUGAUUAUGGCCGGAACUAUGGUAACUGUUACUGAUACUGUUACAGAGAUUAUGACAAACAUAACCACCAAUGGUAUGAGAAAUAUGACGACUGAUAACGUAUCCAUGGAAACUAAAGAUGGUGAUGCUGGUAGAAUGCCAGAUUUUACCUAUUUUUACAUCGACUCAACUAAUGAAGCAGAGUUUUUGUACACCACAGUGGCUAAGAUUAUUAUCUCCAUUAUCAUACCAAUAUUCUUUAUAAUUGGUAUUCUUGGUAACCUAGGAUUGCUCGUAGUAUUUGUACGCAUACGCACAUUGCGCAACUCAAUCAACAUUUAUCUUCUGAAUAUUGCCGCAUGCGACUUCUGUUUCCUUGCGACUGCCGGGCCUAUCUUGUGGACUAACUUUAGCAGCAGCCCGGUCGAGGACGACUUUUAUCACGUUGGCACUGUGGCGUGUAAACUAAGCAUAGCUGUAGUGGAUGCAUGCAUUGUUGUCUCGUAUUGGACAUUCAUGUUAGUUACCGUCGACCGGUAUCUUUCUAUCUGCUGGCCGAUGAAAUUCCGCAACAUAGAAAAUCCCAAGAGGGCGGUCGUACUGUGUAUCAUAUUGUGGAUUAUGGUGUGCGUUUACAAAUCCCCCGUAUUGUACUUUUCAACUUUAUUUAACGUGAACCUCGAGUGGGUGAAUACAACAUUAAUUGACCCCUCUACAGCACCUUCAGAAGUUGCAUACUGUCUGGUAUGCGACGGGCGUCCAGGACAACCCACAGAGGAUGCAUGCACAAUAAUCAAUAACCUCUACAUCGGUGAACAUAUUAUCUUGGUUGGGAUGGUGCCUAUAUUUGUGUUUCUUUACUUUAGCAUGAUUGUUUGCCUCCAACGUCAAAUAUCAAAACAUGGACAAAAUGACGUUGUGCAAGCUAAAAAGCACGUGAUAACCAUGCUGAUGUUGACAACGCUCGUUCUCUUGGUAACGACAACGCCAGCCCGGGCGCUGUUUCUCAUCCUUGCAUCUAAAACACUGAUGAUCUCACAAACAACCGUCGUGUCUAUACUGUACGCCAGUAAGUGUCUCACGUUUGUAAAUGCAUCAGUAAAUCCCUUUAUAUACAUUACAAUGAGCACAGGCUACAGGAACGCCUUCAAAACGUGUUUUCUUCCUCGUGCGUGCAUAGGAGAUCAGCAAAAUGGAGACGACCAGCAGCGGCUGAAGUCCAGCAAAGCCACCAGUGUACUUUCUCUCAAUAAUAUUGGCAGAAACAACAUAUUGAUUCAACAACCAAAUGACGAGGCAGUAUUAAACUGAUACAUACGGGCUAGAACCUAAUAAAAUAAUGUUGGUUUUUACCAAAAGUCCGGCCCAUACAUCCCUGUCAAAACACGUACGACAAAAUUAUAGGCGCAUACACUUUUUUAAAAUGCACCCAUAAGCUUUACUAAUGAUCAGCUGUGCUUACAAAAAUUUGCUUGCAACAUUAUUUUAAAAAGUUAUCUUAGAAGAGUGUUGGCCUACUUCUUUUCGACUUUUUUGCCCCAUGGACUGGUGGUUUAUAAUAGGCGGAAGAAUGUUUUGCCAUUGUGGCGCAAGUGGCAAUCAAUGACCUAAGGUCCGAAAAAAGCGGAACCUAUGGUCGUCGAGAGAAGAAUUUUCUGGGGUAUUUGGAAGCUUCAGAGUUGUAGUCAAUUUAAUCUCCUAUCUCUGUUUACACUCGUUCAGUAUUUUUAAAGCCUGCUCCCGGGAGGUAGGAAGGGGCGAGCACCACUUUUGCCAUCUCCGUCGCCGCUGAAAAUUUAAUAUAAAAUGUGUAUAGACGCUAUUAUAAAGAAAUAUUGCUAACAAACUCCUAAAGUAUGUGUUGUUGAAACCAUGGAGGAAAUAUAUUUCCUCCAUGUUGAAACUCAUUGGGCUGUAAACUGGCAGAUUACGAAUGAAUUUAUGCAGACCUUCGUAGAGACACUGUCUAAUAUUGAG